AUGAAGACAGACCGGGAUAUCAGUAAUUCAAUGGGCAAUGCCCUGCCAAAUAUUGAGCACGUUGAGCGCCAGGCCUCUAUUUCAAUAACCAAGGAAGCUAACAAUGCCAAAGCCGCCACGGCUAAGGAGCAUACAAUGACUCUGAUUCAAGGAAUCAAAACAUACCCGAAGGCGAUCGCGUGGAGUGUUCUUAUUUCCACGUGUAUCGCCAUGGAAGGGUAUGAUAUUAGUCUUGUCAACAAUUUCUACGCCUUUCCACCUUUCCAAAGGAAAUAUGGCGUGCUGACUUCGGAUGGCUCCUAUCAAGUUCCAGCCUCGUGGCAAUCAGCCCUUAGCAAUGGUGCCUAUGUUGGAGAAAUCAUCGGCCUUUUCAUCAACGGCUGGGCCUCAGAACGAUUUGGAUAUCGAUAUACUAUUAUGGCCUGUUUAAUCCUGAUAAGCGCAUUCACAGCCAUCUUCUUUACCGCGCCAAAUAUCAAAAUUCUUCUAGUGGCCGAGAUUUUGGCCGGAAUUCCUUGGGGCGUUUUUCAGACACUCACAGUCACCUAUGCCUCUGAAGUUUGCCCAGUCGUUCUCCGUGGUUACCUCACAACUUAUGUCAACUUCUGCUGGGGCUUGGGGCAACUCGUGGGAAUUGGGGUAAUCAGAUCAAUGUUCACGCGGAAUGAUCAAUGGUCCUAUAGAAUACCAUAUGGGUUGCAGUGGAUGUGGCCUGUCCCCCUCUUUGCCGCAGUCUUCCUUGCACCAGAGUCGCCAUGGUGGUUGGUUCGAAGAAACAAAAUUGAGGAUGCUCGCAAGGCACUUCUUCGCUUAACAAGUACCGACCGCGAAGCUGAUUUCGAUGCUGACGAGACUAUUGCUAUGAUAAAGUAUACCACCGAGCUUGAGCACAACCUUUCAGAAGGUGCUUCAUAUCUUGACUGUUUCAAGGGAACGAACCUAAGGCGCACAGAGAUUGUUUGUUUCGUAUGGGCGAUUCAGAAUCUUAGCGGGAAUACCUUUUCCAACUUCUCUACAUACUUUUUGGAGCAAGCAGGACUAUCGGCAUCUAAUUCCUAUAACUUUGCUAUGGGGCAGUACGGAAUCAAUAUGGUCGGCGUCCUCGGAGCGUGGUUCCUCAUGUCAUUGGGAUUUGGUAGAAGAACUCUAUAUCUCUAUGGACUCUCUGCGCUUUGCGCCAUACUCCUAGUCAUUGGAUUUCUUGGCCUUGUUCCAAGUGCAAGUCCGCAUAAGAGCCAAUCAUCGCUCGCAACAGGUUGCAUGAUGAUUAUCUGGGCUCUGUUUUAUCAGCUUACAGUUGGAACUGUGGCCUACUCGCUCGUGGCAGAAAUUUCUACUCGUCAAUUACAGAUCAAGACGGUUGUACUUGGGCGAAACCUAUAUAAUAUCGUUGCCAUAAUCUGCGGUAUUCUAACCCCGCGAAUGCUGCAUCCUGAUGAGUGGAAUUGGAGUAACUUUGCCGGGUUUUUCUGGGGAGGAAUGUGCUUUUUCUGCUUUAUCUAUACCUUCUUCCGAGUUCCUGAAACAAAUGGCCGGACAUUCGCUGAAAUCGACAUGCUUUUCGAAAGCAAGGUAUCUGCUAGGAAAUUCGCGAGCACAGACGUCUCUAUAUUUGAGGAGGACAGCACGCACGCGUUUGACGAAAAGGUGUAA
Molecule: messenger RNA, 1653 nt
Organism: Talaromyces rugulosus
Lineage: Eukaryota; Fungi; Ascomycota; Eurotiomycetes; Eurotiales; Trichocomaceae
Exons: 2
Coding region: 1-1653 (550 amino acids)
Biological process (GO): transmembrane transport; carbohydrate transport
Cellular component (GO): membrane
Molecular function (GO): carbohydrate:proton symporter activity
Source: RefSeq, a predicted model, not a curated record